Loxodonta africana (African savanna elephant) is the source of this 2533-nucleotide messenger RNA. RefSeq names its product DEAD-box helicase 27 (gene DDX27). Bases 84 to 2414 code for a protein of 776 amino acids. The record is from RefSeq and is a predicted model, not a curated record. The transcript has 21 exons. NCBI's taxonomy places the organism in Eukaryota, Metazoa, Chordata, Mammalia, Proboscidea, Elephantidae. Gene Ontology annotation, molecular function: nucleic acid binding; RNA helicase activity; ATP binding.
CGCAGUGACGACGAGGAGGUUGCCGAAAAGUAAGGACCUGACAGCACGCCGCGCUCGCCUCCGGAAGUGGCUGCUGCUGCAACAUGUUCGAGGAGCUGGGUUUAAUUGGGACCAUAGGCGAAGAUGAAGAUGUGCCGCUGGAGCCAGAGUCUGACUCCGGAGACGAGGAGGAGGAGGGACCCAUUGUGUUGGGCAGAAGGCAGAAAGCCUUGCAGAAGAACCGAAGUGCUGAUUUCAACCCUGACUUUGUCUUCACUGAGAAGGAGGGGUUGUAUGAUGGCAGCUGGGCCAUGGCUGACGUCUUGAGCCAGCUCAAGAAGAAGCGAGCAGCCACGACAUUAGAUGAGAAGAUUGAGAAAGUUCGGAAGAAAAGGAAAACAGAGGAUAAAGAAGCCAAAUCUGGGAAGUUGGAGGAGGAGAAAGAAGCAGAGGCUCAGAAGUUGGAGAAGGAGAAAGACACGAUAAAAACCUCUGAGCUGGAGGAGCAGGAAGACAUUGAAGGGAAAGAUCAGGAAGGCCCAGAAGCUGAAGAUUCAGAGACUGAUUAUUCCUCCGCUGAUGAGAACAUCCUCACCAAAGCAGAUACACUCAAAGUAAAGGAGAAGAAGAAGAAGAAGAAGAAAGGACAGGAAGCUGGAGGAUUUUUUGAAGAUGCAUCUCAGUAUGAUGAGAACCUCUCAUUCCAGGACAUGAACCUUUCCCGACCUCUUCUGAAGGCCAUUACAGCCAUGGGCUUCAAGCAGCCCACCCCAAUCCAGAAGGCGUGUAUACCUGUGGGUCUGCUGGGGAAGGACAUCUGUGCCUGUGCAGCCACUGGGACAGGUAAAACCGCUGCUUUUGCCCUGCCUGUCCUGGAGCGUCUGAUCUACAAACCCCGCCAGGCUGCGGUGACCCGUGUGCUCGUGCUGGUUCCGACCCGGGAGCUGGGCAUCCAGGUGCACUCUGUCACCAAGCAGCUGGCCCAGUUCUGCAGCAUUACCACCUGCCUGGCUGUGGGUGGCCUGGACGUGAAGUCUCAGGAAGCAGCUCUUCGGGCCGCGCCUGACAUCCUCAUUGCCACCCCGGGCCGGCUCAUUGAUCACCUCCACAACUGCCUUUCUUUCCACCUGAGCAGCAUUGAGGUGCUCAUCUUGGAUGAGGCUGACAGGAUGCUGGAUGAGUACUUUGAGGAGCAGAUGAAGGAGAUUAUCCGAAUGUGCUCCCACCACCGCCAGACCAUGCUCUUCUCAGCCACGAUGACGGAUGAGGUGAAAGAUCUGGCUUCGGUCUCUUUGAAAAAUCCUGUCCGCAUAUUCGUGAACAGCAACACGGAUGUGGCUCCCUUCCUGCGGCAGGAGUUCAUCCGGAUCCGGCCCAAUCGGGAGGGGGACCGGGAAGCCAUUGUGGCAGCUCUGUUGACGAGGACCUUCAGCGACCACGUGAUGCUUUUCACCCAGACCAAGAAGCAGGCCCACCGCAUGCAUAUCCUCCUGGGCCUCAUGGGGCUGCAGGUGGGCGAGCUCCACGGCAACCUGUCACAGACGCAGCGGCUGGAGGCCCUCCGGCGCUUUAAGGAUGAACAGAUUGACAUCUUAGUGGCCACAGACGUGGCAGCCCGUGGACUUGACAUUGAGGGUGUGAAAACGGUAAUCAACUUCACGAUGCCCAACACUGUCAAGCACUAUGUCCACCGGGUGGGACGGACAGCGCGUGCCGGCAGGGCUGGGCGCUCGGUGUCUCUGGUGGGAGAAGAGGAGCGGAAGAUGCUGAAGGAGAUUGUGAAGUCUGCCAAGGCCCCUGUGAAGGCCCGGAUCCUGCCUCAAGAUGUCAUCCUCAAAUUUCGGGACAAGAUUGAGAAAAUGGAGAAGGAUGUGUAUGCCGUCCUGCAGCUGGAGGCUGAGGAGAAGGAGAUCCAGCAGUCGGAAGCCCAGAUCAACACAGCAAAGCGGCUCCUAGAGAAGGGGAAGGAGGCCCAAAACCAAGAGCCAGAGAGGAGCUGGUUCCAGACCAAAGAAGAGAGGAAGAAAGAGAAGAUUGCCAAGGCUCUGCAGGAGUUUGACUUAGCCUUAAGAGGAAAGAAGAAACGGAAGAAGUUUAUGAAGGAUGCCAAGAAAAAGGGGGAAAUGACAGCGGAGGAAAGAUCCCAGUUUGAAAUUCUCAAGGCGCAGAUGUUCGCUGAGCGGUUGGCCAAGAGGAGCCGUAGGGCCAAGAGGGCCCGAGCAAUGCCUGAGGACGAGCCUGCCAGAGGCCCUACCAAGAAGCAGAGGCCGGCGAAGAAAUCCGUAUUUGACGAAGAGCUCACCAACACUAGCAAGAAGGCCCUGAAACAGUAUCGAGCUGGCCCUUCCUUUGAAGAGAGGAAAAAGCUGGGCUUGUCCCACAAGAGGCGAGGAGGAAACUUUAAAUCUAAAUCCAGGUAUAAGAGGAGGAAGUAGCUGUGGUGACCUGAGAAAGUUGGUGGGGCAGCCCUGAAAUCCCUUCCCUGUGGGAAGUCAUCCUGGCUUGGCCUGUCUUUUCUCCAUCUGUAAAAAAAGACUGUUGGCAAUGUUAAGAA